AAUAUAGAAAUUACAAAAUGUAUUCAGUAUCGGCAGAAAACUCUGUUAACACAGUGUACAUCGGAAUUGAUGAACUUUGCUUUGACAAAGAUGAAAUAGACAGCAAAGACAGUUGUGCUAAAUUGCAAUUGAAGGAUAAUAUUACAGCUUAUAUUGAGAAGAAAGAAUUAAUUAGAGAUAUUGAACCAUUAGAAUGUGAUAGUACUCUAAUAGAAAAAGUAACAUCUAAUUACAUUAUUGUGAAGAUGAUAAUAAGUAGUCUAAGUUGGCAAGAUAAACUUAUAUGUAAGCUUGUAUGUAGUACUUGGAGGUCAGCGGUGCAGGCACUGCAGAGGGAACAAUUGUGUCCAGAAGACUUUGUUGUUGACCUUUGUAGCCCUCCAAAGGGCUGUGGAGGUAAAGGAUGGAUCAAACAGUCCGGUACAUUCCGCACAGAGCCAUUGAUCAUCUUUGCAUUUGCAAAUACAGCUGCCAUGUGUUUCUGUUGUAAAUGCAAGGUAUUUUCUCCCUGGCCAUGUCCACAGCCUUGUCAGAAAGAACACUGCUUGAUAGAUUUGAUAAAUCGCCAAGUGAAUGCUCCCAAGAAUUGCAUGCUGACUUCAACAGCUAACUAUUUGGUAUACAGGCCUCUACCAUUCACAAAUACUUAUGUACACUCAAUAACUCAUUAUACAGACACAUGGAACAAUCCAUUCAUUGCUGGUAUAUAUAUCCCUAAGAUACCUAAUGUGGGAUUAAAAACUAUAAACAUAAAAUCACAAGACGGCUUAAAGACAGAGUUUUAUGAUGUUGUUGAGAAGUUAUCUCAAUAUAAUAUAAUAAAAGGUGUUGUAGUCUUUGUUACUGACAAAUAUCUACUAAAUUCAAUUGAUGAUAUUGUGUUUAUGCAUUAUCUUAAAGAUGUGCAACCUAACAUACCAUAUGCUCUUGGAGGCUGUCUCGUUGAAGAUACAAUGGCUGACAGCAAAGAUAUUGAUAACAUAAUUGAUAAGUUGAAUGAAAAUGCAGAUUUUAUAAGUGAAAAUUUGCUAUCAAUGUGUUUGUUCACAGUGCCAAAGAAUAUUACUAGUAAUGAAUAUAACUUUGAAAUGUACUCCUUAGUUAUUAAUUCAUCAGAAUGGAAGAAACCAAUGAUACAACAAGCCAUUACUGAGUUUUCAAAUAAAGUACCCCGCUUUGAACACAGCAUUGCCUUAAAGCUGUCAUGUGUGGGUCGUGACCAGAAGCAUGUUAUUGAGCAGGAUUGCUUUCGUGACGCAUUCCCGGACACGCCGAUAUCCGGUUGCUAUGGCAACGGCGAACUUGGCAUCAACCACCCAACCAGAGUUAAAGCGGAGCCAUCCUCCCCCGCUGCAAAAAGAUACAAAGAUGAUUCCGAACCUCACCAUGGACUCAUGUAUUCAUAUUCAACAGUUUUUGUUUACUUCGGUUGGGGUAAAAUAACAUCUCCUAAAGGACCUCUACCUACUUCCAUAGGUUAAAUAUGAAUUUUCUCCAACCAAUCUAUUAUUACAUCUUUAAACCAAAUAGUUUUUCACCAAACUCCGUGUAAAUGCACGAUUUUAUUUUUUACAUAUACAUAUUAUGAAAGACGGUUCUCUCUAAGUAACCAAUGUGUCCGUGUGAAUGGACCCUUAGAUUAAUUGCAUUUUAAAUGUAAACCAGGAAUUACAUGAUGAACUCUAAAUGUAAUUAGUUUUAAUAAGAAUAUACUCGUAUUUCUACAAAUUUGUAAGAAUCAGAAUUGUCUUUAAAUGUUAGAAGUAGUUUAAAAAAAACUAAAUGAAAUCAACUUGUAUAUGUAACUGUAGUAUAAUAGUAUAAUCUGGGAAUAUCAGAGUUCACCAUAUUUCAUAAAUGUAGUAAUGAAAUAUUACUAUAUGUAAUUCAUUUAUUAAUUCAUUAGGAGCGGACUAAACAAUC
Molecule: messenger RNA, 1923 nt
Organism: Papilio polytes (common Mormon)
Lineage: Eukaryota; Metazoa; Arthropoda; Insecta; Lepidoptera; Papilionidae
Exons: 4
Coding region: 18-1481 (487 amino acids)
Source: RefSeq, a predicted model, not a curated record